AUGCUAUCACACAGUGCCAUGGUGAAGCAAAGGAAACAGCAAGCAUCAGCCAUCACAAAGGAAAUCCAUGGAAAUGAUGUAGAUGGCAUGGACCUGGGCAAAAAAGUUAGCAUCCCCAGAGACAUUAUGAUAGAAGAAUUGUCCCAUUUCAGCAAUCGUGGUGCCAGGCUGUUUAAGAUGCGUCAAAGAAGAUCGGACAAAUACACCUUUGAAAAUUUCCAGUAUGAAACUAAAGCGCAGAUAAAUCAUAAUAUUGCUAUGCAGAAUGGGAAAAUUGAUGGAAACAGCCUGGAAGGUGGUUCACAGCAAGCCCCCUCAACUCCUCCCAACACCCCAGAUCCAAGAAGCCCCCCGAAUCCAGAGAACAUUGCACCAGGAUACUCUGGACCACUGAAGGAAAUUCCUCCUGAAAGAUUUAACACAACAGCGGUUCCGAAGUACUACCAGUCUCCCUGGGAGCAGGCCAUUGGCAGCGAUCCUGAGCUCCUAGAGGCUUUGUACCCGAAACUUUUCCAGCCUGAAGGAAAGGCAGAACUGCCUGAUUACAGGAGCUUUAACAGAGUUGCCACUCCAUUUGGAGGUUUUGAAAAAGCAUCCAAAAUGGUGAAAUUCAAAGUUCCUGACUUUGAACUACUACUGCUAACAGAUCCUCGGUUCUUGGCCUUUGCCAAUCCUCUCUCAGGCAGACGGUCCUUCAACAGGACUCCAAAGGGAUGGGUGUCUGAGAAUAUUCCUGUGGUGAUAACAACUGAACCUGCAGAAGAUGCCACUGUACCAGAAUCAGAUGACCUGUGAAAAGGAAGCUGGACACGCCACAGAAUGCUCUACAUAGAAAAGCUGCUGUUACUCCACUCACUGGCAAAGCUAUUUCAGUUCCUCAUUACUAUAACCAUUUAAUAGCAGUUAAGUAAACUUCAUUUUAUGCCAUUUAAUUUGAA
Messenger RNA from Psammomys obesus (fat sand rat), 938 nucleotides. It is a transcript of the gene Myoz2, whose product is annotated as myozenin 2. The transcript has 5 exons. The record is from RefSeq and is a predicted model, not a curated record. NCBI's taxonomy places the organism in Eukaryota, Metazoa, Chordata, Mammalia, Rodentia, Muridae. Gene Ontology annotation, molecular function: FATZ binding; telethonin binding; actin binding. Gene Ontology annotation, cellular component: actin cytoskeleton; Z disc. Bases 1 to 795 code for a protein of 264 amino acids.